UCCUGCUUUUGGCCACCAGCACCAAGCACCAGCAGUAGCACCACCUCUGCACUUUGCGACGCAGAGUCAUGCACCGCUUCCCAAACCCGGCAUCUCCCUCUCCCCUUUGAUUGCCUGUGUUUGUCCAGCGUGUUGUGGUGGGUAGAGUUUGAACAUUGCAUCCAAGACGAGAAUUUGCUUUUCCCCUCUUUUACGACAGAACCCUGCUCAACCCGCACCCGUCUUGCAAGAUUUCCCAAGGAGGGGAACAUAGCACACAACAAGGCAGCAACUCUGCUUGGCCUACGCCUCUACUACUGACAUCUCUCAGUCCUCUAGACUGUGUGCAACGACUCCUUAACGACCGUUACGACCAGCAUACACUUUUGACGCAAGUCAUUUACCGUUUCUCGAUAGACAGCGAUCGUAUACACCGCCCAGAAUACCUCUUCACCACACUGCAUUUUCCAUCAUGGCUGCCGAAGGCCGUCAAUAUGUCCCUCUGACCUGUCACGGACACUCCCGACCUGUACCACAUAUUAGUUUCUCUUACUUGGAAAAGGAGGACACAUAUUAUCUCAUUUCUGCCUGCAAAGAUGGCAACCCGAUGCUUCGCGAUGGCAUCACGGGCGACUGGAUCGGCACAUUCAUUGGCCACAAGGGCGCUGUCUGGCAGGCUCGCCUGAGCCCAGACGCCUCUAACGCUGCUACCGCGGCUGCCGACUUUUCUGCCAAGAUCUGGGACACCCAUACCGGCGAGCUUCUGUAUACCCUUCAGCAUGACCACAUUGUCCGCGCUGUUGCCUACCCGCCCGACAACUCGGAUCUUGUGGCAACCGGAGGCAUGGAAAAAAAGCUUCGCAUUUUCGACCUUUCGGAGCUUGCUGCAGCAAGCCCUGGAGCCGACGUCACAAUUCCAUCCUCUGCUGGCUUUGAAAUUGGCGAAGGCAUCCACCAGAGCUCCAUCAAGUUUAUCUGCUGGACCCCAGACCCUAAUGUUCUUGUAACAGCUUCCGAUAAGACGAUUCGAUGGCUCGAUUUGCCCACGCGAACAUGCAUUCACCAGGAAGUUUUGGAUGGAGAAAUCCGCUCUUGCGAAGUUGUAUCGCUUUCCCCCACGGUGGCAUCCUCAACAGACAUUGGCGGAGGUAAACCAGUCCUUGCCGUUUCUGCUGGCAAGACUGUGUAUUUCUGGGGUGGACCUCAGUCGCUGGACAGCCUUAAGCGAAUUACGCUCCCGUAUUCCAUCGCCAGUGUUGCGCUGGAUCUCAAGGGACGCAAGCUUGUGGUUGGCGAGGAGCCUGGUACAUGGGCAAAGGUGAUUCGCUACGACGACGAGACGGAAAUCGAUACCCACAAAGGACACCAUGGCCCUAUUUGGUCUAUUGCCUUUUCGCCAGACGGCAAACUGUAUGCCACCGGAUCAGAGGACGGCACGAUUAAACUUUGGAAGAAUUGUGACGGAUUCUACGGCUUGUGGAGGGGAGGUGGUGCGGAACGCUCCGGAGAAUAGAGAGACUCUGAGUAUAGCAACACGACUCUCUUUGGUAUGUGGUCAAGCUCGUCUGACUGGAAAGACCACAAGUCCAGUUUGUUUUCUAUCACAGAUGGGGAGAUGGACCUCUUGGGGGACGACUAUGGCGGGCUAGUGAUGCAUGAAGAUAGAGCUGAUCAGCGAGAGGCGUAGCAUGGCUUGCCAUGGAUAGGGGGGUGGAAGCCUUAUAGGCAGCAAAGCCACACGAUACGGCCACGCCGCGCGAAGCAAAUGUAUAUUUACCAAUGGCAACUAGGCGAAGAGUAAUAGUAUGUAGUCCAUGUUGGUAGCGUUAUUGUUGUUCUAAUGUGAUACCAUUUCAUUGCAGACAAGAGAGGUGGUUUAGCAUGCGCAGCCUUUUAGCGCGCAAAUUGAAUUUACACGAAUAUGCCAUUACAUAUACCACUCUAUGUAUGUCUAUUGUGAAAUCCCAGGCAAAAUGUAAUUAUGAUUUGAUAGCAGAUGGCAGUGUUGGGAAGCUGACAAUUCGUACUGUGGCUCUUCUGGCGCUGUCAGUGUUUGAGUCACGAGCUGAACAGCCACACAC
This is a messenger RNA of [Torrubiella] hemipterigena, 2060 nucleotides long. NCBI's taxonomy places the organism in Eukaryota, Fungi, Ascomycota, Sordariomycetes, Hypocreales, Clavicipitaceae. The record is from the annotation of a GenBank genome assembly.